Ostrinia nubilalis (European corn borer) is the source of this 855-nucleotide messenger RNA. RefSeq lists its product as uncharacterized. The record is from RefSeq and is a predicted model, not a curated record. Bases 1 to 855 code for a protein of 284 amino acids. Lineage: Eukaryota; Metazoa; Arthropoda; Insecta; Lepidoptera; Crambidae. The transcript has 3 exons.
AUGGUGGAGACCUGCCUGCCCGGCGACGAGCCGCUCGUGCGCCCGCCGCCGCCCGACCCCGACCCCAAGGACGACCCGCACCGACACUUGGCUCCCCCUAGACACUUGGCUCCCCCUAGACAGUGCACAGCCGAGAGCAGCGAGCUAUUCGUGAACUGCCUCGAGGCCAUGGUGGAGACCUGCCUGCCCGGCGACGAGCCGCUCGUGCGCCCGCCGCCGCCCGACCCCGACCCCAAGGACGACCCGCACCGACACUUGGCUCCCCCUAGACACUUGGCUCCCCCUAGACAGUGCACAGCCGAGAGCAGCGAGCUAUUCGUGAACUGCCUCGAGGCCAUGGUGGAGACCUGCCUGCCCGGCGACGAGCCGCUCGUGCGCCCGCCGCCGCCCGACCCCGACCCCAAGGACGACCCGCACCGGCUCGCUGGUACAUACACUAGAUCUCCCGUUGAGACACUUGAUUCCCCUUUGACACGUGACUCCCCCUUGGACUCCCCUAGACACUUGGCUCCCCCUAGACACUUGGCUCCCCCUAGACAGUGCACAGCCGAGAGCAGCGAGCUAUUCGUGAACUGCCUCGAGGCCAUGGUGGAGACCUGCCUGCCCGGCGACGAGCCGCUCGUGCGCCCGCCGCCGCCCGACCCCGACCCCAAGGACGACCCGCACCGGCUCGCUGGUACAUACACUAGAUCUCCCGUUGAGACACUUGAUUCCCCUUUGACACGUGACUCCCCCUUGGACUCCCCUAGACACUUGACUCCCCUAGACACUUGGCUCCCCCUAGACACUUGGCUCCCCCUAGACACUUGGCUCCCCCUAGACAGUGCACAGCCGAGAGCAGCGAGCUAUUCGUGA